Molecule: messenger RNA, 7589 nt
Organism: Hemicordylus capensis (graceful crag lizard)
Lineage: Eukaryota; Metazoa; Chordata; Lepidosauria; Squamata; Cordylidae
Gene: EIF4G3
Product: eukaryotic translation initiation factor 4 gamma 3
Exons: 35
Coding region: 1612-6687 (1691 amino acids)
Cellular component (GO): eukaryotic translation initiation factor 4F complex
Molecular function (GO): mRNA binding; protein binding; translation initiation factor activity
Source: RefSeq, a predicted model, not a curated record
CUUCCUGGGCAGAUGGGGAGCAGAGUGCAGGCCUGCCCCCUCCCCUGUGUCGCUGUGGCCUGCCUGGGCUCCAAGCCCUUGGCGGAGGGGAGGGGAGCUGAGCGCCCGGAAGGGGGGCCCUCACGGCUCCAUCCCCUUCAGCACUGCCUGCCUGCCCUGCUCUGCCGGCUCCCCUGCCAGGGCGUUGGCCCCCGGACCUGGCCUGCUCGUUGCCGCCAGGUAGGCCGGGGGGGGGGGUGCACCACUCCUGCUGAGCGCCUGGUGGGGUUGCGCCCGGCAGGCCGUGCUGCCUGGUCUUGCCGUUCCGGCUGCCUGGCGGGGUAGGCAGGUCUGGGCUGCUGAGGCACCCCGCUGGGGCUGGGAGAGUUGCGCUCGGAUGGCAAGCGGCGGCCCCUUCACAGUCGCCUCUGCAGACCUGCUUUUGUGCCCACCUUUGGCUUGUCCUCCUUGCAAUCCCAGCGCUCAGCUCUGCUCGGAGGCCGCGUCACAAGCCCCCCCAAGCCUCCUCCGCGUGAGACAUGGGCCCAUUGGCUGCUGCCUGAUGCCACCGGCCUCCCAUCUUGCCCCAGAAGUCGGCAUUGCCCCCUCCCUGCUUUCUGGAAUUUGAGGCGCAGAGCUAACCAGCCGCAUCUGGCAGGCAGAUUGUGUCCGCCGAUUAAGCUUCUCCUGUGCAUUCCUCUUUCUGAUCGGGAGGCAGGAGAAUGACCCUGCGCCGCUGGGAUGGAAGAGAGCCUGGCACCGGGCGCUCUAGUGAGGGCUUGGGCAGAAGGGGCAGAGUUGCUAGGCAGUGGCUGCUUGAGGGGCCCGGGGGGGGCUGUGGCGUGGGGCAGCGGCGGGUCCUCUUUGAGUCUGGCCGCCGUGGGGCCCUUGGAGCCCUUCCCAGCCGCGGAGAGGACUUGGCGUGUGCGAGGCAGAGACCGGAGCUCUGGGCUUCUGCCCUGGCCCUGCAGAGGCGGCUGCUGCUCUGGCCACGGGGCUGCUUCACACACACACACACCCCGGAUCGGGCGGCUCGGUCAAGGGUGGGAGCUGCGCUGCUGUCGUCCAGCGUUGUGUGGACGAGCAGGCGAUGGGCCGGCCCCCCGAGGCUCCCUCUCCUGGAUCCAGCCUCAGGCCAGCCCUGCAGUUUGCACCUGCUUGCCCGGCCUGGGGAGGAGGGCUGGAGAGGGUGUCGCACGGCCCCGGUGGCUGCAGGAGGAGGAAGUGGCUGUUUCUCAGCAGGAAGGGAUCAGCCCCGAGGGACCGCCGUCUCCGCUGCUGCUGCCGCUCCUCCUCCUCCUCCUCCUCGGCAGGGCCCUGGGGCAGCCCAGAGCCCUGGGGACGGGCCUGUUUGUUCUGAUGCAGGACGCAGAGGCGGGAGCAGCUAGGCGUCUCCUCCAAGAGGCUGUGUGAAGGGGCGCCUGAGCCUUCGUGCCCGCAGGGAUUUAGAAGAGGUGGUCCCCGUUGGCUGAGUUUGCUGCUGCUGCUGCUGCUUCCCUGGGCCAGCCUUGGAGUGUCCUGGGGAGAAGGGGGCAGAGCACACGCUGAGGGGCCCCGCUAGCCCAGACCCCUUACCCCUCUGGACAGAACGCAGCCCCCACCACGCUGGUCUACCCGCAAGCCCCGCAGACGAUGAGCACGCAGCCCCAGACCCGCUCUCCGCCCAGCAGAGCAGUGCCAGCAGCACGUUGCACGGACUCCUGGCAGCGGAGGAAGGUUGUGGAGCAGAGUCCGGUUUACAGGUCCUUGGCGGGAAGAGGCUGGAUAAAAUACUGCAUUUUUGCCGCGGGGCCUCGACCUGCCCAUCACCAGGGAGGAUUCCGGCCCAUCCAGUUUUUCCAGAGGCCUCAGAUCCAGCCUCCGCGAGCGACGCUCCAGAACAGCAGCCCUUCCCUCCGUCCUGGUGCGCAGACGCCAACCGCUGUCUAUCAAACCAAUCAGCACAUCAUGAUGGUGAACCAUCUCCCCAUGCCGUACCCCAUGCCUCAGGGCCCCCAGUACUGUAUACCGCAGUAUCGCCACAGCGGCCCUCCUUACGUUGGGCCCCCACAACAAUAUCCGGUUCAGCCGCCAGGGCCUGGCCCGUUUUAUCCAGGACCGGGGCCUGGAGAGUUCCCCAAUGCCUACGGAGCCCCCUUCUACCCCAGUCAGCCGGUCUAUCCGUCAGCACCCAUCAUAGUGCCUACGGCGCCGCAGCAGCAGCAGCCGCCGCCGCCGCUCCCACCAGCCAAGCGUGAGAAGAAGACGAUCCGCAUCCGGGACCCCAACCAAGGGGGCAAAGACAUAACGGAGGAAAUUAUGUCUGGUGGAGGGAGCAGGAACCCCACUCCGCCCACCGUCCGGCCCACGCCGACCCCCACGCCGCCCCAGCUGCCCAGCCAGGUCCCAGAGCACAGCCCUGUGGUCUAUGGGGCUGUGGAGAGCUCUCCUCUCGCCCUUGCUGCCGCCCCCAGCAGCAGCAGCAGCAGCAGCAGCAGCGCCCCCGUCACUGUGACGAGCGACCUGAAGCAGCCAGAAGAGAAGCCUCCGGAAGAGCCGGCCGAGAGACCUCCUUCGCCUGCCCCCCGAGCAGAGCCCAGCGGAGAGCGGCCCCCUUCCCCAGAGCCCUCCUUGGAGCUGCCUCUCGCUCCCUUGCCCUGCCCGGCCGCGGCUGCCACCGCCACGCCUCCUCCCGGGAAGCCAGCGCUGGCAGCAGACUCUGAGGAGGGGUGUGAAGCGGGGGCCACCCUGCCGGAGGAGGCCCCCUCGCCCCCCAGCACCGCUGCGCCCUGCAUGGAGCCGCCCCAUUGCCCCGCGGAGGAGGAGGAGGAGGCGGCCGAGGUGUGCAGGGAGCCCCUGCGGAUGGGCCCCAGGGACCCCCCCACGACUGCUGCUACUCCUCUUGUGCACGAACUCAAUGGAGUGGCGGAGAGGGUCCCUGUGACUGCCAGCGAAGAGGUCUUGCCCUCCUUGGCUGCCCGGCUGGAGAGCCCGGAAGCCUCCCUGGCCCAAGUGGAUGCUGCUUCCGCUCCGUUGCCGCCGCCGGCGCCGCUGCCGCCUCCUCCCAACCCUCCCCUUCCGGUUGCUGCCGUGAGCGCUGCCACCCCUCCGCCGCCCUCGCCGCCGCUGCCGCCGCCGCCGCCCUCGCCGCCUUCUCCUCUCGCGCUCGCUGGUGCCCUCCCUGCUCUUCAGGAGGCGUUAGGUGGCCAGGAGCCCACGAGAACUGCCCUCCGCGAAGAGGCCCACGAACCGCUGGAGGGGGACGAGCUGGAGGUGGACGGGCAGCCCGAGGAGAGCGCGGAGGAGGCUCCGGGCUGGAACUCCAGGAAGGGCCCCGGACCCGCCCACACAGUUGUAACUGCACCAAAGACGUGGAAGAAGCCAAAAGAUCGGAGCCAACCCACCGAGGAGGGGGUGGAAGCUGAGCCCGAGCCGAAAGCAGAAGAGGAGCUUCGAGGUGACCGAAUACUUGAAUCGGAGCGAGAGGCGAUGAGCCACGGGGCCUGCCCCGGGAGGGACUCCCCCGCUGACCUCCGAGCGGUGCCGGCCGCGGAAGAGAAUGGCCAGCAGGAAGGGGAGCCCAUCGGGAACGGUGCCGAGAGCGUUUCCGAGGGCGAAGGCGGGGAUGGGCCUCCAGGCUGCCCAGAGAGUCCCAGUGAAGCCCCAGCCUGCCAGUAUAAGCCAGAGCCCUGGAAGCCCCUGGACUCGGAAGGGAAGAAGCAGUACGGCCGGGAGUUCCUGCUGGAUUUCCAGUUCAUGCCUGCCUGCAUCCAGAAGCCGGAGGGGCUGCCGCCCAUCAGCGAUGUGGUCCUGGACAAGAUCAACCAGCCGAAGCUGCCUCAUCGAGCGCUGGACCCUCGGAUAUUGGCACGGGGUCCAGAUUUCACGCCAGCCUUUGCGGAUUUUGGAAGGCCCAUCUCCAGCGGGCGGGGGGCAGCUGUCUGCAAAGUGCAGCCCCCCCCGGGACUCCAGUCGCUGGCUCGGUGUGGCACCCCGGCGUGCCCUUUGUUGGUCCCGUCUCACCCGUCGAGGAACCUGCAGAUAGGGCUGCUGAACGUUGGAGCGCGGAGAUCUCAGCCAGGCCAGAGGCGGGAGCCCCGGAAGAUCAUCACCGUUUGCGUCAAAGAGGACGUCCAUCUCAAGAAGGCCGAGAACGCCUGGAAGCCGAGCCUGAAGCGUGACUCGCAAGCCGAGGAGCCGGAGAACAUCAAGACCCAGGAGCUGUUUCGCAAGGUCCGGAGCAUCUUGAACAAGCUGACGCCGCAGAUGUUCAACCAGCUGAUGAAGCAAGUGACCGACCUGACGGUGGACACCGAGGAGAGGCUGAAGGGGGUCAUCGACCUGGUCUUUGAGAAGGCCAUUGACGAGCCCAGCUUCUCCGUGGCCUAUGCAAACAUGUGCAGGUGUCUUGUCACGCUGAAAGUGCCCAUGGCAGACAAGCCCGGGAGCACCGUCAACUUCCGCAAGUUGCUACUGAAUCGUUGCCAGAAAGAAUUUGAAAAGGACAAGGCCGAUGACGAUGUCUUUGAGAAGAAGCAGAAAGAACUGGAAGCAGCCUCACUGCCGGAGGAGAGGACGCGGCUUCACGACGAGCUGGAAGAGGCCAAGGACAAGGCCCGGCGGCGCUCGAUCGGCAACAUCAAGUUCAUUGGGGAGCUCUUCAAGCUGAAGAUGCUGACCGAGGCCAUCAUGCACGAUUGCGUGGUGAAGCUGCUGAAGAACCACGACGAGGAGUCCUUGGAGUGCCUCUGCCGCCUCUUGACCACCAUCGGCAAAGACUUGGACUUUGAGAAAGCCAAGCCUCGGAUGGACCAGUAUUUCAAUCAGAUGGAGAAGAUUGUGAAAGAGAGGAAAACCUCCUCUAGAAUCCGGUUUAUGCUUCAAGAUGUCAUAGACCUCAGGCAGUGUAACUGGGUCUCGCGGAGGGCGGAUCAAGGCCCCAAGACGAUAGAGCAGAUCCACAAAGAAGCAAAAAUUGAAGAGCAGGAGGAGCAGCGGAAAGUCCAGCAACUGAUGACCAAAGAGAAGAGGAGGCCGGGUGUCCAGAGGGUAGAAGAAGGUGGCUGGAACACGGUCCAGGGGGCCAAGAACAGCCGUGUGCUGGACCCCACCAAGUUCCUUAAGAUCACCAAGCCCACGAUCGAUGAGAAGAUCCAGCUUGUGCCUAAAGCCCAGUUAGGCAGCUGGGGGAAGGGCAGCAGUGGCGGCGCCAAAGUCAGUGAGAUUGAUUCCUUACGACCAAGUGCCACUAGUUUGAACCGCUUCUCUGCACUGCAGCCUCCCGUGUCGUCCGUGUCUGCCUCGGCCACCUCCUCCGAGCUGGACCCUCGCAGGGCCUUAACGAGUCGGGGGAGCACAGGCCGGGAGAAGAACGACAAGCUGCUGCCCUCUUCCCUGUCCCGGCCCAACACCUUCCUGCGGGCCGGCGGCGGCGGCAAAGAGCUGCUGCUCUUGGACAACCAGGCCCAGGAGGAACAGCGCCGCGAGAUGCUUGAGACGGUGAAGCAGCUCACGGGCGGCCUGGAGAGUGAGCGGAACAGCCUGGAGACGGAGAGGGCCAGAGCCAAGGAGACGGCCAAGCCUGAAAUCUCCCCGUUACCUGGCCAAGAAAAGUCUGCAUUGUCAGAAGAGGAGCUGGAGAGGAAGUGCAAGUCGAUCAUUGAUGAAUUCUUGCACAUUAAUGACUACAAAGAAGCAAUGCAGUGCGUGGAGGAGCUGACCGUGCCGGGCGUCCUGCCCGUCUUUGUGCAAGUGGGAGUGGAGUCCACCCUGGAGAGGAGCCAGAUCACCAGAGACCACAUGGGCCAGUUGCUGUACCAGCUGGUGCAGUCGGAGCAGCUGAGCAAGCAGGACUUCUUCAAGGGCUUUGCUGACACCCUGGAGAUGGCGGACGACAUGGCGAUCGAUAUCCCCCACAUCUGGCUGUACCUGGCUGAGCUGGUGACGCCCGUCUUGAAAGAAGGAGGGAUCUCUCUGGGAGAACUGCUGGUAGAAUUUAGCAAGCCGUUGCUUUCUGUGGGAAGAGCUGGCAUCUUGCUUUCCGAAAUCCUGCACCUUCUAUGCAAACAAGUGAGCCAUAAGAAAGUGGCAGCCUUAUGGAGGGAGGCUGGCCUCAGUUGGAAAGACUUCUUGCCCGAAGGGGAGGACGUCCACACCUUUCUCACGGAGCAGAAGUUGGACUUCACCGAGACGGACAGUUCCAGUUCCUCAGAAGCACUUUCAAAGAAAGACCUCUCUGCUGAAGAGCUGAACAAGCAGCUGGAGACACUCAUUAAGGAGGAGAAGGCGAAUGACGAGCAGAUCUUUGACUGGGUGGAGGCUAAUCUAGACGAGAGCCAGAUGAGUUCACCUACAUUCCUUAGAGCUUUAAUGACAGCAGUUUGUAAAGCAGCAAUUAUAGUGGAUAGUUCAAGUUGGCGAGUGGACACGGCUGUCAUCAAGCAGAGAGUGCCGAUCUUACUUAAGUACCUAGACUCGGACACCGAGAAGGAACUACAAGCACUUUACGCACUACAAGCAUCAAUAGUAAAACUUGAUCAGCCUCCGAAUUUGUUACGGAUGUUUUUUGAUUGCCUGUACGAUGAGGAGGUGAUUUCGGAGGAUGCCUUCUACAAAUGGGAAAGCAGCAAAGACCCCGCAGAGCAGAACGGGAAGGGCGUCGCACUCAAGUCGGUCACGGCGUUCUUCACGUGGCUACGAGAAGCUGAAGAGGAGUCAGAGGAUAAUUAAAAACUGAAUACAAAAAAACAAUUUAAGUAUUUUUUUUAAAAAACAAAGUUUCACGUCUUCGCCAAUCACCGUGCAGCAAGGCCAAUUCUCGCGCAGAAGCCCCACCCACCCUUUCCCCACAGGUGCACGAGUGGGGGAGGAAACAAAAUAGAUGUAAACGCAAACGGCGAUCAUGGAGGACAGAACAUACUUGAGAAUUCAAGUCCACUUCAGACCUGAGCGCAGGAGCACUAAACCAAAAUACAUCUAUUAUUUAUAGAAAAUAUUUUCUGUUUUAAUCUUUUUUUUCCUUUUUAAACAAGGAUUCAUACUUUUAAAAGAAACAAAUCUCUUUAGGGGAAAAAGUGAGAACUUUAAUUUAUUAUUUUAAGGACUGCAAAUGUCAGUGUAAUUUUUAAAUUUGCAGUUUCUGUAACAAAUUGUAUGAUAGACAACAACAAACGCAGAGAAAUAAAUUUCCCUCCCCUUCAGAUCCACCUCAGUUUUGUUUCAAAGCACGGUAACUAUGUCAUGAAUUCUCAAGGGGAUCGGGAAUGAGCAGGACGAGCGGGAUGAACUUUUUAAAAACGGUCACCAGAUCUUUCUGCCUGCCUCUCAGCUUGCUUCCAAAAUUUAAAAAGAAAAUAAGUAACAAAGCGUAACCGUGGAACCGCGUUUGAGAAGACGGCUGUGGACCAGACUGCUUGGAGACUGACUCGUUGGUUCAGUGCAAAACAGCACUAUCCCAGGAGGAGGAGGAGGAGGAGGAAGCCUAGUGAUACUUUCAGAACCUUUAGAGCAACUUUAAGGCUUGUAAAUACAUAGAACAAAUAUUUAAAAAAAGAAAUUGACUCGAUACUAUUUCUUUUCACUUUCAAAAUAUAAAGAACAAAAUAAAGACAAACCUUGCAAGUUUAAAAGAA